UUUUACCCUCUGGUCAGUCGGGCCUGAAGCAGAGCGAGGAGCCCCUCAGUCCUUCUGGAUCUCUCCUCGGCCUGACCAGAGAAACUUCUGGAGGUCCCCCCUCAGGGAUAAGAGCAGGAGCUGAGCUCAGCAGGACCUGAACCUGAGCGAGUGGACAGAAGAGACAGACACGAUGUCUCAGCUGUGCUACAACAGAGGCUGUGGACAGACGUUUGACCCCAGCAAGAACAAGGACGACUCGUGCCUCUUUCAUCCAGGAGUUCCCAUCUUCCACGAUGCCCUGAAGGGCUGCACCCGUGGGCUCCACAGUGACGUGAAGCCCCAGGAGCCUCUGAGGCCGGCGGUGAUGUCGGAGAAAGGCGACAGUAAACUCGUCGACAACCAGGAGAUCAUCUACCAGGGCCCCAAAUCUGCUGAGCUGCUGCAGAGAGAGAGACCCAGGUCUGAUGAGCCCAUGACCAAGCUGCCCCACAAAGUCUCAGCGUCGCUGCUUCAAGCUCUGGAAAAUCUGGGCAUUAGUAAGACAACAGAGAGCGAGCAGAAAGAGGGUCAGAGUGUCAUGUACGGGACRCGGUGCAAAAACACCGGCUGUAAAACC
Austrofundulus limnaeus is the source of this 598-nucleotide messenger RNA. Its product is annotated as cysteine and histidine-rich domain-containing protein 1. The record is from RefSeq and is a predicted model, not a curated record. NCBI's taxonomy places the organism in Eukaryota, Metazoa, Chordata, Actinopteri, Cyprinodontiformes, Rivulidae.